AACAUGAAACUCCACUAACCACAUUCCCCUUUUCCCCCACUCCGAUGGGCUGCGUUUCGUCCAAACUAUUCCCCAAAGAUCACGACUUUCCGUUCGCCGGCGACGGCGGUUGCGCCACCACCCACGUCGUUUCCCUCACCUCCAGCACCUACGGCGUCCUGAAGCUCGACAAAUAUUCUCAGCCGCCGCAAACGCCGCCGCAAUGCAACAAGGAAUGCGUUGUUGAAGUCAAGAAACCGUCGCCGGCGCGUGAAAAUCCGGCGGAGGUGAUCAACGCGUGGGAGCUAAUGGAGGGCCUUGACGAAACAGAGAUGCCCGCCGCCAAGAAAAGCCCGAAAGCUCGAAGCUUUAUGGAUCACAGAAGAAGCCCUUUGAAGUUUCUGAACCAAUUAGCGUCUCCGGGGAAGCUGAGGAGAUCUGCGGGGAAAGAGAACAAGCCCGGAAGAGCCGAAUUCAGCCCGAAAACCAUUCCCAAAGCUUACAAUUUGCAGGAGAGUCCAUGGAGAGUGUCACCAAGGUUGAGGAGCUUAAAGAAGGGGAGUCCAAAAUCGCCAAAUGAACUGAAAUGUGACAAUAUGAGAGCUGAUUCCAUGGCGGUUUGUUCCCGGAGGAGUUUAAACCCUCUGUUCAACCCAGACCUGGGCGAGAAAUUGUCGUCUGAAGAGGAAGAACAGAUCAAGAAGAUGAUCUCAUCCACUCCAAUUUCGCGAAAAUCAAGAAAAUCCCAGGAAGCUAUAGACAAAAUCCUAGAAAAAUUCGACAAGAAAUGCCCGCCGGCAGGAGAAAAUUCCGUCGUGAUUUACACGACGACGUUGAGGGGUAUAAGGAAGACAUUCGAGGAUUGCAACACCGCCCGUUCCAUCCUCGAAUCGCAUCACGUUCGGACGUUCGAGCGUGACGUGUCGAUGCAUUCGGGUUUCAAGGAGGAAUUGAGAGGGCUAAUGGGGACAAUGGUGGUGAAAGUGCCCUUAGUUUUUGUGAAGGGUAGGAUGAUAGGUGGGGCUGAUGAGGUGGUGAAGUUGGAGGAGGAGGGCAAAUUGGGAAUUUUGCUAAGCGGGAUCCCCGAGGCGGGCGCCGGAUGCGAUGGCUGCGUCGGGGUUCGGUUUGUGUUGUGCCCGAACUGCAACGGGAGUUGUAAGGUGUUGGGCGAAGACUUAAAGAAUACUGUUAAGUGUGGGGAGUGCAAUGAGAAUGGUUUGAUUCAAUGUCCCAUUUGUUGUUAACUAUGUAAAUUUGCAAACAUUAUUGUUUGUUUGUUCUUGCACCUUUGCAUAUUAUCCUUUUCUUGAACUUAUGGAGAAGGAAGAAUUUUAUGUUAAAUCUGUGGUCCUUUUUGGAUCAACUUUAGUUGCAUAUUUGCAACAUAUAAGAAGACAUUUUUCUGGUUGUGUUUUCACACUUAA
Molecule: messenger RNA, 1403 nt
Organism: Ipomoea triloba (trilobed morning glory)
Lineage: Eukaryota; Viridiplantae; Streptophyta; Magnoliopsida; Solanales; Convolvulaceae
Exons: 2
Coding region: 45-1223 (392 amino acids)
Source: RefSeq, a predicted model, not a curated record